CUGAUACACUCAAAGCAAAGAGUCUCUCAGUAGUUCUUUUGCUAGGCUUAUUCUAUCUCAACUAUCUUUAUGCCGUCUCAUAACACGGUGCCUAUUCAAUUCAACAAUAUGGGCAGCAAAGCGGGCGUUGCAGAUGGAGACCGCUUCGACUUCAUUGUCGUUGGAGGUGGCACCGCUGGCAAUUGUGUUGCCGGUCGCCUGGCCGAGAAUCCCAAGGCUCGCAUCUUGGUGAUUGAAGCCGGUGUUGGCAAUCCGGAAGAACUUCCCGAGAUUACCACACCGUCCAACGCUAUGAAUCUGCGUAACAGUGAACAUGAUUGGUCUUAUAAGACCACCAUGGUCAAGCGUGAUGAUUAUGAGCGUGUUGAAAAGCCCAAUACGCGAGGCAAGAUGUUGGGUGGAAGUUCAUCAUUAAAUUACUUUACAUGGGUUCCAGGCUGUAAGCCUACUUUUGAUCGAUGGGAGGAAUGGGGAGGCAAAGAAUGGACUUGGGAUCCUCUCCUCCAUUACCUUCGCAAAAGUGCCACCUAUCACGACGACCCCAAGCUUUAUAGGCCAGAUCUUAAGAAAAUCGGCGGCGGAGGCCCUAUCCACAUCUCUCACGCUGAGCUCAUUGACGAGAUGAAGCCCUUCCGUGAUAACGUCUUCAAGGCCUGGAAGUCACGCGGAAAGCCUAUUACGGAAAAUAUCUAUGACGGCGAGAUGAACGGCCUCUAUCACUGUGUCGACACUAUUUAUAAGGGAGUGCGCUCCGGAAGCUACCUCUUCCUUAAAGACAAGCCCAACAUCACAGUUCUGGCUGAGACUCAUGCCAAGAAGCUACUCAUCAGCUACGCUGAUCGAAUUUGCCGCGGCGUGAGAGUUGUUCUUCCGAAUGGCAAGGACAUCAACGUCUACGCAGACCGCGAAGUCAUUCUUUCAGAAGGCGUUUUUGAAAGCCCCAAGCUCUUGAUGCUCAGUGGCGUUGGUCCGGAGCGUGAGCUCAAGAAAUUCGAUAUUGACGUAAUUGUUGACUCGCGUCAUGUUGGCCAAAAUCUCAUCGAUCAUCCGGCUGUACCCUUUGUGUUGCGUGUUAAACCCGAGAUCGGCAUGGAUACUGCUGUCCUUAGAAAGGGCCCAGAGAAUGAAAAGAUACACGCCCAAUAUAAGAAAGAUCAUUCUGGCCCAGCCGGAUCAGGUUUCUUGGAGGUUGUGGGUUUCCCUCGAAUUGAUGAGUAUCUAGAGAAAGAUCCCGACUACCAGAAGGCCAAGAAAGCCAACGGCGGAAAGGAUCCUUUCUCGCCUGAGGGACAGCCACAUUUUGAGCUCGAUUUUGUGUGCCUUUGGGGCAGCGCAUUCCAGUGGCACUUCCCACCCCCUCCAGAAGGCGAACACACCACUGUCGUUGUGGAUCUGGUCCGUCCUAUCUCAGGCCCCGGCGAGGUUACCUUGAAGAGCGCCGAUCCGCUUGAGCAACCCUACAUCAACCUUAAUUUCUUCGCUGACGACCUUGAUAUAAUUGCUAUGCGCGAGGGUAUCCGAUUCACCUACGAUGUGUUGACCAAGGGCGAAGGCUUCAAGGACCAAGUCGUGUCCGAGUCGCCAUGGCCGAUGCCACUCCACUCAGACGUGGAGAUGAAGCGCGCCGUCUUGGAUCGCUGCCAAACCGCUUUCCAUCCUGUUGGAACUGCCCGACUAAGCAAGAAUAUCGAACAAGGCGUGGUUGAUCCCGCGCUCAAGGUUCAUGGAGUUCAUAAUCUCCGCGUUAUCGACGCCUCUGUCAUUCCAUUGAUUCCCGAUUGCCGUAUUCAGAACUCUGUGUAUGCGGUGGCUGAAAAGGGAGCCGAUUUGAUCAAGGCAGAUCAUAAGGAUAUCUACUGAAUGAAUUGGGCAGAGAGUAUGGAGCUAAUGGAGAAUAUUCCGCGCAAACCAAAACAGUAAAACAUGACAAAAACAAGAAGAAAAAAAUUUAACACUCAAUAUAAUAAUAGUCAUCAAAAUGAGAAUGCAGAAUCUAGGCUUUACGCAGCUUCCUACCAAUACACUC
This is a messenger RNA of Trichoderma asperellum CBS 433.97, 2026 nucleotides long. RefSeq lists its product as uncharacterized. The record is from RefSeq and is a predicted model, not a curated record. Lineage: Eukaryota; Fungi; Ascomycota; Sordariomycetes; Hypocreales; Hypocreaceae. Gene Ontology annotation, molecular function: oxidoreductase activity, acting on CH-OH group of donors; flavin adenine dinucleotide binding.